UUUUUCAUUAUAUAAUACAAUAUUUUGAAAUGACACGUGCGUAAUAUCGCGGUGUAAUGUCUGAGUUUGUAUAAUUUAAUACUUUAGCUCUUAAGCAUUACAUUGUGCUUUUAAUGACGUGUAAGGUUUGACAUAGUAGUGAUCAUUAGUAGUGAUCACAUGAUUAUUGAAUAUUGAAUACAUGAAUUAAUAACAAAUAAAAAUAUUCAUUCUUGCCAAAAUGUGGGCGGACACAAUUCUAAUUGUAUUUAUCAGCAUAUGUACGGCGUUAUUGGGCGAAGGGUUGACGUGGUUAAUGGUGUAUAGAACUGAAAAAUAUCAAAAAUUGAAGGCUGAAGUUGAAAAGCAGAGCAAAAAGUUGGAAAAAAGAAAAGAAGCACAUGGCGAUUCUUUAGACAAACAGCAGAAAAAGAAGAUUGAACGAGAAGAGGAAAGACUAAAGAAUAACAAUCGGGAUCUAUCUCUUGUGAAGAUGAAAUCUAUGUUUGCAAUUGGAUUUGCAUUUACAGCACUUUUAAGUAUGUUCAAUAAUAUAUUUGAUGGACGAGUUGUUGCCAGAUUACCAUUUGUCCCAAUCAGUUGGAUACAGGGUUUGUCACACAGAAAUCUCCCGGGUGAUGAUUAUACAGAAUGUUCAUUUAUAUUUUUAUACAUAUUAUGCACCAUGAGCAUCAGACAGAAUAUCCAGAAGAUACUUGGCUUUGCGCCAUCUAGAACUGCAAGUAAGCAGAGUGGCAGUAUCUUUGGACCACCACCUCAACAAUUCAAAUAAAUUCAUAUUUGAGCAUUCAUAUUUAAUCAUCAAGAAUAGUUAUUGAUGCUUAUAGAGAUUUUUUGUACAUCUAAUUGCUCAAUUUUAGACAUUUAUUCUUAUGUCCAAUUAAUCUUUAUAACAUCAAUUUUUUGUUUUGUAUAUUCCAUAUUGUGAAUUAUAUUUAAAUAAUAUCUUUAAAAAUA
This is a messenger RNA of Cataglyphis hispanica, 957 nucleotides long. RefSeq names its product calcium load-activated calcium channel. Gene Ontology annotation, biological process: endoplasmic reticulum calcium ion homeostasis. Bases 221 to 772 code for a protein of 183 amino acids. Gene Ontology annotation, cellular component: endoplasmic reticulum membrane; endoplasmic reticulum; cytoplasm. The transcript is spliced from 4 exons. NCBI's taxonomy places the organism in Eukaryota, Metazoa, Arthropoda, Insecta, Hymenoptera, Formicidae. The record is from RefSeq and is a predicted model, not a curated record. Gene Ontology annotation, molecular function: calcium channel activity.